Messenger RNA from Helicoverpa zea (corn earworm), 1779 nucleotides. RefSeq names its product esterase B1-like. Bases 22 to 1740 code for a protein of 572 amino acids. The transcript is spliced from 3 exons. Lineage: Eukaryota; Metazoa; Arthropoda; Insecta; Lepidoptera; Noctuidae. The record is from RefSeq and is a predicted model, not a curated record.
AGUGAACGAACCUCGCUAGCAAUGUGGUGGCGCACGUGUGUGGUGCUGGUCUGCGUGACAGCAGUUCUGGCUGACGAGGAGUGGCGGCAGGUGAACACUGCGCAGGGGCCCGUGCGCGGACAGAAGCACCCCAGCGGACAUCUGUACGCGUUCUACAAUAUACCCUACGCCACAGCGCCUAAGGGUGCCGACAAAUUCAAGGCGCCUCUACCACCAGCGGUAAGGACGGAACCUCUGGACGCUACUGAAAAACGUGUAAUAUGUCCACAGAACAAAAUUGUGGCUAUAAUGCAAGGUUAUGAAGAAAUGACAGAAGACUGUCUCGUAGCCAACAUAUUUGUACCCGACACAAAUGAAAGAAAUCUUCCAGUUCUCGUUUAUGUACACGGUGGGGCAUUUAUAAUAGGCUUUGGUGACUCGGCUCGGGGAACACAGCUAAUGAAGUCGAAAGAUUUUAUCAUGGUGACGUUUAACUAUCGACUUGGGAUUCACGGGUUCCUUUGUUUGGGCACUGAGGAUGUACCAGGCAAUGCGGGCAUGAAGGAUCAAGUGGCGCUGUUGCGCUGGGUGAAGGACAACAUCGCCAACUUCGGCGGUAAUCCCAAUGAUGUCACCCUUGGAGGUUGCAGCGCUGGUUCUGCGUCUGUAGACCUUUUGCUGCUUUCGAAGUCAGCGAAAGGUUUAUUCCACCACGUUAUUCCUGAAAGUGGUGGAAAUCUUGCCGUAUUCUCAAUGCAAAGAGAUCCAGUACAAAUUGCCAAAACUCACGCUAAAAACCUUAAUUUCACCAAUGUUGACGACAUUUAUGCUUUAGAACAGUUCUAUAAAUCAGCUUCGAUGGAACUGUUAACUGCAGACAUAUUUUUUGAUAGAACUGAUUCUACAUUCAUGUUUUCACCAUGUGUGGAACGUGAUACUGGUGACGGAGCAUUCCUCACAGAAUCUCCUCUCACUGUUCUUAAGAACGGCGAGUACGAUAAGUUACCCAUGCUGUAUGGUUUUGCUAACAUGGAAGGCCGUUUCCGUGAACCUUUUUUUGAGAUUUGGAAAGAUAAAAUGAAUACAAACUUUUCGCAAUUCUUACCAGCAGAUCUAAUAUUUGAAACUGAAGAAAAGAGAGAAGAAGUUGCCAACAAAGUAAAAAGUUUUUAUUUCAAGGAUCAGUCUGUUAGCAACGAUACUAUUUUGGGAUAUAUUGACUUCUUUUCGGAUGUAUUAUUUACACACUCUAUGCUUUGGGCUGCAAAAUUACAGGCGGAGGCAGGGAAUAACCAAAUAUAUCUGUAUGAGUAUUCGUUUGUGGAUGAGAACGUUCCAGUAGUGGCGCACACUGACGUUCGCGGUGCUACUCACUGCGCUCAAUCGGGCGCUGUGAUGGAUGGUGGAGACGAAACUAAAGAUACACUAGAAUUUCAAAAUAUGAGGAAGAUUAUUCGUGAAAUGUGGCACAACUUUAUUAUAGCUGGUAAACCAGUACCCGAGGGGUCGCUGUUACCGAAUUGGGCGCCUGCCGGCCCGAACAGAGCUCCAUACAUGUCACUGGGUGUGAAAGUAGAACAGAAAGGAGUAUUCCUGGAAGCCCGAACUCAGCUGUGGGCAGAAAUCUACGAACAACACUAUCUGGAUUCAGUACCGCCGCCAACACCUGAAGUUGUAACUGAUUCAGCGCACAGCGAUAUAUUAUUAUCCUUUAAUCUAAUAAUCUUCAUUGUCACACUGUGGCUAACGAAAGUGUUUUAAAUUAUAUGUUUUUCAUUAAUAAGAAUGAUGUUAGCAUGA